Messenger RNA from Homalodisca vitripennis (glassy-winged sharpshooter), 1236 nucleotides. RefSeq names its product probable tRNA N6-adenosine threonylcarbamoyltransferase (gene Tcs3). The coding region runs from base 165 to 1175 and encodes 336 amino acids. Gene Ontology annotation, cellular component: EKC/KEOPS complex; cytoplasm. Lineage: Eukaryota; Metazoa; Arthropoda; Insecta; Hemiptera; Cicadellidae. The record is from RefSeq and is a predicted model, not a curated record. Gene Ontology annotation, biological process: tRNA threonylcarbamoyladenosine modification. The transcript is spliced from 6 exons.
AGAUUAGACAGACGGUAGCCAGCCAUAUAGCCACAGCGGUUAUGUUUACUUGAAUCUUACCAUUAACAACAUAACCUCAAUAAUCAACUUGUAGGCUUUAGAUUAUUGUUGUUGGUUUGCGUCAAAGAGUGCUUUCAUUAAUAAUAUAAAAUACUGAGUAAACAAUGGUUGUCGCUAUUGGUUUUGAAGGUAGCGCAAAUAAGCUAGGAAUCGGUAUAGUGAGAAAUGGCGAAGUUCUUUCUAAUUGUAGAAGAACGUACAUAACCCCACCAGGAGAAGGUUUUUUGCCCCGUGAAACAGCCCAGCACCAUAGAGCAAAUGUGUUAUCAGUUUUGCAAGAAGCUUUAGAAGCAGCGAAAUUAAGACCAGAAGAUAUUGAUGUGGUGUGCUACACAAAAGGGCCAGGCAUGGGAGCUCCUCUGGUGUCUGUAGCUGUUGUUGCUCGCACAGUAGCCCGCCUUUGGAACAAGCCUAUUGUAGGUGUCAACCACUGCAUUGGUCAUAUUGAGAUGGGCAGGGUUAUAACAAACAGUGACAAUCCAACAGUGUUGUACGUGAGUGGUGGAAAUACACAGGUGAUUGCGUAUGCAAGGCAUAGGUACAGGAUUUUUGGAGAGACCAUUGACAUAGCAGUGGGCAACUGUCUGGACAGGUUUGCGAGAGUGAUACAUCUUUCCAACGAUCCCAGUCCUGGUUACAAUAUUGAACAACUUGCCAAGAAAGGUAAGAAGUACCUUCCCCUGCCGUACGUGGUGAAGGGAAUGGAUGUCUCAUUCUCUGGCAUCUUAUCAUAUAUCGAGGAGCGAGCCCCCAAAUUAAUAGAGUCUGGAGAGUACACAGCAGAGGACUUGUGCUUUUCUCUGCAGGAGACUGUGUUUGCUAUGCUCGUGGAGACCACUGAGAGGGCAAUGGCUCACUGCGGAUCACAGGAGGUGUUGCUGGUGGGUGGAGUGGGCUGCAACGAGCGGCUACAGAAGAUGAUGGGUGAUAUGUGCCACGAGCGUGGUGCCAAGAUAUAUGCGACUGACGAGCGCUUCUGUAUCGACAACGGUGCAAUGAUUGCUCAUGCUGGUGCACUCUUAUACACAACCGCAGGCCCAACUCCUUGGGAACAGACAACCUGCACUCAAAGGUUCAGAACAGAUGAAGUGGAGGUGACAUGGAGAAACGAUUGAGCGUUUUAACCUAACUUUGUACAUAAUUAAAACAUAAUAAUGUACUGAAAACACAUGGUCA